Messenger RNA from Cavia porcellus (domestic guinea pig), 811 nucleotides. It is a transcript of the gene Sncg, whose product is annotated as synuclein gamma. Gene Ontology annotation, cellular component: cytoplasm; axon terminus; neuronal cell body. Lineage: Eukaryota; Metazoa; Chordata; Mammalia; Rodentia; Caviidae. Gene Ontology annotation, molecular function: cuprous ion binding. Gene Ontology annotation, biological process: chemical synaptic transmission; synapse organization; synaptic vesicle endocytosis. Bases 156 to 521 code for a protein of 121 amino acids. The record is from RefSeq and is a predicted model, not a curated record. The transcript is spliced from 5 exons.
CCCCACCCGGGCAGCCUGGGCCGGCGCCAGCAGCCACAACAUCAAUAUUUCAUCCGCGUCAGUAAGAGGCAGCGCCCGGCAGCAGGGACCGGGCUGGGCAGCACUUGAGCUCUGGCCAGCUGCAGCGCAGGGUGCAUCUCCUCCUCACCUCCGCCAUGGAUGUCUUCAAGAAGGGCUUCUCCAUCGCCAGGGAGGGCGUGGUGGGCGCCGUGGAGAAGACCAAGCAGGGCGUGACAGAGGCAGCCGAGAAGACCAAGGAGGGCGUCAUGUAUGUGGGAGCCAAGACUAAGGAGAACGUGGUACAAAGCGUAACCUCAGUGGCCGAGAAGACUAAGGAGCAGGCCAAUGCCGUGAGCGAGGCCGUGGUCACCAGCGUCAACACGGUGGCCACCAAGACGGUGGAAGAGGCGGAGAACAUUGUGGUCACCGCCGGGGUGGUGCGCAAGGAGGAUUUGGAGCACCCGGCCCCUGCCCAGGAGGAGCCAGCAGCUGCAGAGGAAGGCGCGGCCCAGGAGGCCUAGAGUGGGGGCGAUUAGACGGCUGCUGUGGACCCCGGAGGCCCGGGGGCGCCCCUCUGCCUUGGACCCUGGCUCCUGCAUCUCAAAGGGCACUCCACGCUCCCCACCGGCACCAUUAGCCACCGUGGGCCACCUUGGCUGCCAUCAGCCUGCCUCCUGCCCUCCAUGAGCUGCUGCGUCACCGCCCGCCCUCAGCCGGUUUCCUCUGCUCUUUCUCGCCUGAAGGUCGAACACUGCUGUGAAAUCUUUUUCAUUUUUUAAACGAUUCCAAAUAAACCUCGAGCCUCAGCCCA